UCUCUCACACUCUCACUCUCUCCUCGCUCUUUUCCCUAUCUCCCACCCCCCUCCAGAUAGCAAAGCAGUCAACUCUGCCGACGAGCUCUUGCUCUACAUCUAGGACGAUCAAAAGAGACCAGACUAAGAUAACGGGUUCCUCUGCCGGGUCAUCAUGUCGAGCGCACCACCAUUGCCCCAAACGACGAAGAACGUGGUUCUCGACACCACUUCCCUUCCCGCAUCCUCCUCAGCGUCAGUAUGGGAUCGCAUCUCGAAAUGGGUUUCGGAGAACAAGGCUCUAGUCUACACCAUUGCCGGUGUCGCUGUGGUUGUAACUAGCGCAGGUGUCGUCUACUACCUUUCCGAUUCCGGUCGCCCUGCCACCGCUGCCGCCCCCCCCGAGAAGAAGAAGAGCAAGAACCAGAGACGGAAAGAGAAGAAGAAGGCUGAGGAGGAAAAGAAGGCCAAGGCUGCCUCCGUCCAGGAGGAGCAACCCGCUAAGAAGACGGAAGAGCCUUCCGACGAGAUUCCUGAAGUUGAUGAGACCACUGUUGAGCAGUUGUCUGAAGAGACCAGGAAAGCCUACGCUGCUAAGCUGAAGGCUGCUGGAAACAAGGCCUAUGGCUCCAAGGAUUACAACCGCGCCAUCGACUUGUACGGCAAGGCCAUUAUCUGCAAACCCGAUCCGGUCUUCUACUCCAACCGUGCUGCCUGCUACAACGUCUUGUCCGAGUGGGAGAAGGUCGUCGAGGACACCAGCGCCGCCCUUGCUAUGGACAGUGAAUACGUCAAGGCCCUGAAUCGCCGCGCCAUCGCAUACGAGCAUCUCGAGAAGUAUAGUGAGGCUCUUCUUGACUUCACCGCCAGCUGCAUCAUCGAUGGGUUCUCCAACGAAAUUAGCCGCGUCGCUCUGGAGAGACUCCUGAAGAAGGUUGCUGAGAAGAAGGGCAAGGAUAUCCUCGAGGCCAAGGGCAAGAAGCUACCCAGCCCCACUUUCGUGUCCAACUACCUUCAAAGCUUCCGCCCCAAGCCUCUUCCGGAGGGUCUCGAUGAGUCCGCCGAUUUGAGCGAGGACUCUGGUAAGGGACUUCUGCGCAAGGGUUUGAUCGCCAUGGCCAAGAAGACUGGUGAUGGAUACGAGGAAGCUGCUACGUCCUUUGAGAAGGCUCUCGAGGUUGGCGAUCUCGGCGACUUCGAAGCUCUGGCCCUUAACCUGAGAGCCACUUUCACUUAUCUGGUCGGAAAUGCCCAGGCGGCGCUGUUGGACCUCAACAAGAGUGUUGAGUUGCAGCCCUCUUUGGUGCAGAGCUACAUCAAGCGUGCCAGCUUGCACCUCGAACUUGGAAACAAGGAUGCUGCCGCUGAUGACUUCGAACUUGCCAUCACCCACAACAAGGACGACCCGGACAUCUACUAUCACCGUGCCCAGCUCCACUUCAUCCUUGGUGAGUUCGCCGAGGCUGCUAAGGAUUACCAGAAGUCCAUCGAUCUCGACCGUACCUUCAUCUACUCGCACAUCCAGCUCGGUGUCACCCAGUACAAGAUGGGAUCGGUCGCCUCCGCCAUGGCCACCUUCCGCAGAUCCGUGAAGAACUUUGAAGAUGUUCCUGAUGUUUACAACUACUACGGUGAACUUCUCCUUGACCAGCAGAAUUUCCAGGAGGCCAUCGAGAAGUUCGACAAGGCUGUUGAGAUGGAGAAGCAAAGCAAGCCUAUGGGCAUUAAUGUCCUUCCCCUCAUCAACAAGGCCCUUGCCCUGUUCCAAUGGAAGCAUGACUUCCAGGAGGCCGAGAACCUCUGUCAGAAGGCUCUGAUCAUUGACCCCGAGUGCGAUAUCGCCGUGGGUACCAUGGCCCAGCUGCUGUUGCAGCAGGGCAAGGUUUCCCAAGCCCUCAAAUAUUUCGAGCGUGCCGCCGAACUUGCUCGUACUGAGGCCGAAAUCAUCAACGCUAUUUCCUAUGCUGAGGCGACCCGCACACAGCUCGAGGUGCAAGAGAAGUACCCCCAGCUCGCUGCCCGCUUGCAGGGCAUGAGUGCUGGUGGCUUUGGUGCUCCCGGUCUGUAAAACCCACACCUGAUAUGAUCUCGACUCAAUCCGCGUCCUCCAUCUCUUCCCACCAUCGUUAUCAUCUCCUUCCGAUCUACCGAGUGUCGCAGGCAGCAUCCAUGCCUGAUUUUGCAGUUUUCUCCCCUCUUUGUCUUUG
Molecule: messenger RNA, 2186 nt
Organism: Aspergillus saccharolyticus JOP 1030-1
Lineage: Eukaryota; Fungi; Ascomycota; Eurotiomycetes; Eurotiales; Aspergillaceae
Gene: tom70
Product: putative mitochondrial outer membrane translocase receptor (TOM70)
Exons: 6
Coding region: 155-2047 (630 amino acids)
Biological process (GO): intracellular protein transport
Cellular component (GO): mitochondrial outer membrane
Molecular function (GO): protein binding; protein-transporting ATPase activity
Source: RefSeq, a predicted model, not a curated record